CCAUGGACAGUAUCCUGGAGCCCUUCCCCGCCGAGCGGCUCUUCCCCGCCGCCGGCGCCGGCUUCCUCGACCUCGGCGACUUCAGCGAGGCGGAUUUCCUCAGCAAUGUGCACUUCUCAGAGAACCUGGAUCACUUCUCCGACAGCAUGGAGGAUUUCUCCAACGAGCUCUUCAGCAGCUUCUUUGAUGACCCAGUACUGGCCGAAAAGAACCCGCUGCUCGAUAUGGACCUGGAUCCACCUACUCCAGGCAUCCAGGCCGAGCACAGCUACUCGCUGAGCGGAGACUCUGCUCCCCAGAGCCCCCUCAUGCCUGUCAAGACUGAAGAUAACGCUAACGAGCUGGAGAAUGGAGUGUGGUCUCUGGGGCCCAAGCUCUGCUCCAUCCUGGUGAAACAGGAACAGAACGUGGCUCUAGACCUGCCCGAGUCCCAGCUAGCUGCCAGCUCCAUACCCAUGCUGAACCUCAACCCUCUGCAGAGACUGCCAGCCCCUGAGGAGACUCCCAUAGAAAUGACUCCAGCACCUGUGAUCAAAGCUGAGCCCAAAGAGGUGAACCAAUUUCUAAAUGUACCUGCAGUGGAUGACCUGGUGCAGAUGCCUCCAACUCCCCCCAGCAGCCACGGCAGUGACAGUGAUGGAUCCCAGAGCCCCCGGUCCCUGCCUCCUUCCAGCCCAGCCCGACCUGCUGCUCGCUCUUCUACUGCCAUCUCCUCCUCACCUCUCCUCACAGCACCACAUAAGUUACAAGGGACCUCUGGCCCUCUGCUCUUGACCGAAGAGGAGAAACGCACCUUGAUUGCCGAGGGCUACCCCAUUCCUACCAAGCUGCCCCUCACCAAAGCAGAGGAGAAAGCACUGAAGAGGGUCAGAAGGAAAAUCAAGAACAAGAUUUCUGCUCAAGAGAGUCGCAGGAAGAAGAAAGAAUAUGUGGAGUGUCUAGAGAAAAAGGUUGAGACAUACACAUCAGAAAACAAUGAACUCUGGAAAAAAGUGGAGACCUUAGAAAAUGCAAACAGGACUCUGCUUCAGCAGUUACAGAAGCUGCAGGCUCUGGUGGCUGGGAAGGUCUCCAGACCUUACAAAAUGGCUUCCACACAGACUGGGACCUGCCUAAUGGUGCUGGCGCUCUGUUUCGUUCUGAUCCUGGGAUCCAUGAUGCCCUGUCUCCCUGAGUUCUCCUCAGCAUCACAGACAGUGAAAGCAACACCAGCACCAGACAUUUACACAACUAGUAAGAUUCAGUCGCGGAGCCUCCUGUUCUAUGAUGAGGGUGCUGGCUCCUUAGAAGAGAGCUAUAGCUCCUUCCUAACCAUAGACCAUCCUGAGGGGUGGGAGGCUGAAAAAGGGCAGUCUGAAGAGCGAAGGCCUCAUCUGGCCAGAACACACGAGACAAGCAAAUAUCUAAGCAAAUCCCAGCUGGAGGGUCCUGACCAGAACCAAACUGACCCAAUUCUCACUCACCUCAAAGAGCAAUUCCAUGAGAGGGAGACAAGCUCCAGUGAGACAGCUGAAUAUUUGUAGCAGCUGCUGGACCUCAAGGCCUCAUCUGUCUGACUGCAGGAUUCCCUCCUCAUCGAGCAACCGAGGGAACUUGGCAGGAGAGGACGCUGCAUUCAGACCCUCCUAAACUGGCCUUGGGUUCAGCUCCUCCUCUUCCCCAUGGCCUCCUUAGUACUAAUCUCUCUUGAGAGGAGUUGUGGGAUUGCCAGAACUAGCAAUAAAAGACUGGCAAAGUCCUGAGACACCCCUUCCUCCUGGCCUUGUCUCUGGCUUGAAGGAGCGCUACCCUAUGGGUGUGGGCUCAUCCUGGAGUGGAAGGAGGUGAGAGGGAAGCCCCCAGACUAUUCAGCACAUUCCCAAAGCCCCCAAACCAAGGAGACUGUCCACAGGCAUGUUCCCUUGGUUACAUCAGAUGCACCUGAAGGAGAGAGAGUGAGUGCUGGGUUUACUACCGUGGGUGAUGCCAGGGGUAGGAGAGAGGACUCUGGAGAGUUUGAACUCAUUCCUUCCCCUCCAUCUGUUAAUAUGCUCAUGCCUCCAUUGAGAGAAAACCUAGAUCCUAUUGCUCUAGUUUGCUCAUGAUGGAUGUGCCUACAUAACAUCCACACCAACUAUCUGAAAAGAUCUGCACACAAACGGAGUGGGGGAGACAGAUCCCAGACUCAGAUAAACCACCAUGAAAAUUAACAGGCAGCUUCUGGGCAACCAGAGCUCUCUGAAAUAGAGAACAAUUUCCUCCCACAACCCACUUCUUCCCUUCCUCAGCACCCUUGCUGCACUAGGGUGAUAUUUCCCUUUCUGUCCCCAGCUUGGGCCCUACAGUGCAGUGCUAACCAAAUCAGUGGCCUUCCUACUGUCCAUUCUGCAGCCUGGCCUCUCUGUGUGGGAGAAACCUGCUUCUGUAACCAGCUCCCCUGCCAGCUCUGUAUUCUCAAUUAUACAUCAGAGCAAACAGGGCCUCUUUAGGAACCACCAAGAAGAGCUCUGCAGCUCUUGGAGGGCUGUCACUGGGAGCCAUCAUCCACCUCACACCCUCUGUGCAUGUAGCAGUUCUGUGAAAGCCACUGAGGACAUGCGGGCAGCUCGGGUGACAGGUGCUUCUGUCAGAAAAGAGGUGCAGUUGGCUAGUCACCAAAUACUGUUUUAGGCCUUUUAAGUGCUGGCACCAAAUGUUCCAGCCUCUUGCUGUACCACCCUUCAGGCCAGACUUGUUGAGUGCAGUGCUGAAACAAACUCAUCUCAAGCCAAUAGCAUCCCCCUUCAGCACCCGGUCACCCAUUUCUACCCCUUCUCCCUGCUGAAAGAUUCAAGCGUCCCUUGACUCCUGUUUCCUUGAUUGCCUUAUGCUGGAAGGACAAGGUGGGACACAAGCACCUGAGAUCACGGACGUGCCUUUUGCCCCAUGUUUGUAGGUGGCAGGUCUCACAGCAGACUCCCCUUUGCCUGGUUUCUCCUGAAACACCCUGCGCUCCACCCACAUCACCACAGCUGCUCCGCCAGGCCUGCUCUCC
This is a messenger RNA of Nothoprocta perdicaria, 3013 nucleotides long. It is a transcript of the gene CREB3L1, whose product is annotated as cAMP responsive element binding protein 3 like 1. The coding region runs from base 3 to 1523 and encodes 506 amino acids. Gene Ontology annotation, biological process: regulation of transcription by RNA polymerase II. Gene Ontology annotation, molecular function: DNA-binding transcription factor activity, RNA polymerase II-specific; cAMP response element binding. The transcript has 12 exons. Lineage: Eukaryota; Metazoa; Chordata; Aves; Tinamiformes; Tinamidae. The record is from RefSeq and is a predicted model, not a curated record.